Molecule: messenger RNA, 863 nt
Organism: Emiliania huxleyi CCMP1516
Lineage: Eukaryota; Haptophyta; Isochrysidales; Noelaerhabdaceae
Exons: 2
Coding region: 45-575 (176 amino acids)
Source: RefSeq, a predicted model, not a curated record
CUCCUGCAUAGCAGCAUCAACUCCUGCCUCGACGCCAGACGCAAAUGAAGGCCGCUCCCAACUCUGACGAUCUACCCUCCAUCAGCGUCGCCGACGGCGCCGCUCAUGGCGACGUGCCGAGCUAUCCGGUGCCGCCUGGUUUCGCUGGCUCCAACAAAGCUUACGAUGCAGUGAGGGCCAAGGCUGACUGCAAUGAGCCAGUUACUUACGGCACCAGCUACUUCUGUUGUCCCAACAUCCUCGAUGAGCCGCUCAACCUGCUGCAGGUCCUCUGCAACACGCCGUGCCCGACGAGAGGCCCAUCCUUUUGCUGCUGUGCGGCCAAGUACCGCGAUGCCUGUGCUGGCUGCUGCACGAGCGGAUGUGUAGGAUGCACAAGGUGCCUUCUCAAGUUGCAGGGGUACGAGCAAACUGAAGUACACUUCUUCGAGACGCACGAGGAGGCGCUCGCUGCGCUGACGGCGCUGCCAGCCAACCCGGCUGUACCAGAGGAGAUAGCGGGCUUCUGGUGCGCCAGCCUUUCCGAGCGUCCGUGUCACAUCGCCGCCCGACUCGUGUCUGACAAGUGUCGCUGAUGCAGGGCCUUCGAGGGCAACCCCUUCCCCGAGCAGCUCGUCUCGUUUGCAACCUUCGAGUACGACGCCGAGAGGCGCGAGAUGCGUGCCGACCACGUGUUCAUCCGCGAGGGUUGGCUCGAGCGCGGUGAUUGCGCGGGCGCGACCCAGCAGUGCCUGAUGGCCACGGGGUGCCAGGUGACCUCCGCCGAUCUAGCCUUGCAUAACCCGAACCCAUCUCACAGCUUGGCCAUCCACCUCCGGCCAGAGCCAAGUCCAGAGCCCUGCCACCGCGUGCCCUCGCCGCCC